Messenger RNA from Bombus pyrosoma, 1392 nucleotides. RefSeq names its product UMP-CMP kinase (gene Dak1). Gene Ontology annotation, cellular component: nucleus; cytoplasm. The transcript is spliced from 3 exons. Gene Ontology annotation, biological process: UDP biosynthetic process; CDP biosynthetic process; 'de novo' pyrimidine nucleobase biosynthetic process. Gene Ontology annotation, molecular function: UMP kinase activity; ATP binding. NCBI's taxonomy places the organism in Eukaryota, Metazoa, Arthropoda, Insecta, Hymenoptera, Apidae. The coding region runs from base 314 to 955 and encodes 213 amino acids. The record is from RefSeq and is a predicted model, not a curated record.
UCUCUAUCUGAGACAUUUACAAGAUGUCACGCAUGCGCAGAACGAAAACCUUCUUCUAUGUUGAUUUCUUACAGCUAAUCACGGCUCAAUUUUCGAACAAUUUCCCCUAGGCUCCAGUAUAUGGGUGUCGAGACCUGUUUAUAUAAUCGUGAUUCAAAUCUAUUUAUCUUAUAUCAUCUACAUCCUAUGUUACUAGGAUGAUAGGAUAAUUAAAUUGAUAUACAUAUAUUCUAGUAUAUAGUAUACAUAUCAAUGAUUUUUCUCGACUCAAUUUUCGGAUGGUUUUCCCUAGCAGGUGUUGAGACCUGCUUACAUGACCGUGGUACUUUCAGGAGGACUGCGGCUUUUCAAAAUGGCUGCAAAACAGAAAUUCGAAGUUUUAUUUAUUUUGGGUGGUCCUGGUGCGGGUAAGGGAACAUUGUGCAGGUACAUCACUAAAAAAUAUGGUUAUGUCCAUUUGUCAGCUGGGGAUCUGUUAAGAGAGGAACGUAUGAAGCCGAAUUCAAAGUACGGAGAACUUAUCGAAAAUUAUAUCAAAGAUGGAAAAAUUGUGCCAGUCGCAAUUACUUGCAGUCUUCUAGACAAUGCCAUGCAAACCAGCAAUAGUCCGCAUAAAAGGUUCCUGAUUGAUGGUUUUCCAAGAAACCAGGACAAUGUUGAUGGUUGGAAUGAGGCAAUGUCAGAAAAAUGUGUAAUAAAAGGAGUAUUGUUCUGUGAAUGUAGUAAAGAAGUAUGUACCCAAAGAUGUUUAAAACGUGGUGCAGCAGGAAGUGGAAGGUCUGAUGACAAUGAGGAAGUUUUAGUCAAAAGACAUGAAACUUACAUCACAAAUACGUUACCUAUAAUUGAGAAUUUUGAGAAGCAAAAUUUUGUAUACAAAGUUAAUAGUAUGCAAUCACCAGAUAAAGUAUUCGAAGAUGCUAAAGAGGUUUUAUCUAAAAUAGGAUGGUUAUGAAUUAAUAGGGAAUGUUAAUUGAUCUCAGUGAGAUCAAGUUAUAAUCCAUUCGCAUUUAAUGUUAUUUCAUAAAAGAAAAAAAAUGUACAUAUAUAUAUAUAUAUGUAUUGUAAGAAAAUUUAAUUCAUACGUGCAAUAUAUUAUAUUUAUACUGUAUUUACUUACAUGUCAGGAAUAUUAAUUUGCUUUGGUUUCAAUAUAUACCUUUAGUAUUUUUUAGUUUCUUAGUACAGGUAGCAUAAUGAUCCAUAUGCAUACUUUUUUAACAUUACAACAAUUUUCUACAAGAAUCUAUAAAUAUUUUUUUGCGAUUUUUGUUAUUAUCUAUAUGGGAGAGCAUUUGUAAUACAUUUGACAUUUGUUUAAAAUGCUUGUACUGUUCUCAUUUGAAUGAAAUGUAUUAUACUAUAUAAAAUAUAUUUCUGCUGCAAUAGUAA